Eruca vesicaria subsp. sativa (arugula) is the source of this 721-nucleotide messenger RNA. The record is from the annotation of a GenBank genome assembly. NCBI's taxonomy places the organism in Eukaryota, Viridiplantae, Streptophyta, Magnoliopsida, Brassicales, Brassicaceae.
CCCCCCCCAAGGACGGAAAUCCUAGAGGUUUCAAAAAGUCUUUCCACUUUAUACAAUAUGGGUCGUGGAAACAGCUGUGGUGGAGGUCAAAGCUCACUGAACUAUCUAUUUGGAGCUCCUCCUGCUCCUAAGCCCGCUCCAGCUCCUCCUGCAGAGACCGCUGCACCUGCACCAGCACCUGUGACUGCAACAGCUACAACUACUGUUGAGCCUGCAGAGCUCAACAAGCUGAUUCCCGCUGGUAUCAAAACUCCUGUUAACAACUACGCCCGUUCUGAAGGACAGAACACCGGAAACUUCCUCACUGAGCGUCCUUCGACCAAAGUUCAUGCAGCUCCUGGAGGUGGAUCAUCUCUCGAUUAUCUCUUCACUGGUGGCAAGUAAAAAUGCAAAUGCGUAUCCACCUCUGUGUUUUCACUAUAAAACUGUUUGAUGCGUGCCUUUAAAUGGUAACAAGUCAGUUUCUUGUCAACCUCUGUGUUCUGUAAUAUUCUGCUGAAAAAAUGUUCAAAAUCAUUUGAAUUGUAAACUUCCAAAGCAUGUUCAACUAAAUGACAACUUGUUUAUUACUCUGAAUCAAAUGGAUUCUAAAACCAAAUUACACUGUAACUAGUUCUGCAUAGAUAAAGUACAAGUCUCACAUUAUUUAGGAUGUUGAGGAGCAGAGAUGAUCCCCCAUUUUCUCUUGACUUGCUUCAAGUCUUCACUAAAGGGACGCUCA